This is a messenger RNA of Monodelphis domestica (gray short-tailed opossum), 4766 nucleotides long. RefSeq names its product potassium voltage-gated channel subfamily A member 3 (gene KCNA3). Gene Ontology annotation, cellular component: voltage-gated potassium channel complex; membrane; axon. The record is from RefSeq and is a predicted model, not a curated record. Gene Ontology annotation, molecular function: protein binding; delayed rectifier potassium channel activity. Lineage: Eukaryota; Metazoa; Chordata; Mammalia; Didelphimorphia; Didelphidae. Gene Ontology annotation, biological process: action potential; protein homooligomerization; potassium ion transmembrane transport.
GGGGGAGAGAAGCGAGGCGAGGCGCGGCGAGGGGAGGGCUAGGAGUGAGCUAGCUGUCUGUCUUUGGAGGAGCCGAGGGGAGCGAGGCAGACCCAGACGAAGCCUCGCGGCGGCAGCAGCAGCAACAGGCUGCGGACUCGGCGGUGGCUCUGAGCCGGCGGGCGGAGGGUGGGCGCGGCGGGCAAGGGGAGGCGGUGAAGGGGCAGCCGCCUCCGCAGCCGCCGCCGCCUUAUGGACGAGCAUCUCAGCCUCCUGCACUCGCCUCCGCCGCCCUCCGCCCGCCACCGCGCCCACCCCUCGGCGCAGCCCCAGCCCCAGCCCCAGUCGGGCGGCGGCGGCGGCGGCGGCGCCCACACCCUGGUCAACCCCGGCUACAUCGAGGCCGCUGCGGGGGCCGCCGCUGGCCCCGAGCUGCAGCCCGGCAUGACCGUGGUGCCCGGGGACCACCUGCUGGAGCCCGAGGCGAGCGGCCCGCAGCCAGGGGGCUGCGGAGGCGGCUGUGACCGUGACCGCUACGAGCCGCUCCCGCCCGGGGGACCCCCAGCCGGGGCGGUCGCGGGAGCAGAGCAAGACUGCUGCGGGGAGCGGGUGGUGAUUAACAUCUCAGGGCUGCGCUUCGAGACGCAACUGAAGACCCUGUGCCAGUUCCCCGAGACGCUGCUGGGAGACCCCAAGAGACGUAUGAGGUACUUCGACCCGCUCCGCAAUGAGUACUUCUUCGAUCGCAACCGGCCCAGUUUCGACGCCAUCCUCUACUACUACCAGUCUGGGGGCCGCAUCCGCCGGCCAGUCAACGUGCCCAUCGACAUCUUCUCUGAGGAGAUCCGCUUCUACCAGCUUGGCGAGGAGGCCAUGGAGAAGUUCCGAGAGGAUGAGGGCUUCCUCCGAGAGGAGGAGCGGCCCCUGCCCCGCCGCGACUUCCAGCGCCAGGUGUGGCUACUCUUCGAGUACCCCGAGAGCUCGGGGCCCGCACGGGGCAUCGCCAUAGUGUCUGUACUGGUCAUUCUCAUCUCCAUUGUCAUCUUCUGUCUGGAAACGCUACCCGAGUUCCGCGAUGAGAAGGACUACCCCGCGCCCUUGUCCCCGGAGACGCUGGAAGCUGCCAACAAUGGCACGUCGGGCUCCCAGGCCGGUGUCUCCAGCUUCUCGGAUCCUUUCUUUGUGGUGGAGACCCUGUGCAUUAUCUGGUUCUCCUUUGAGCUGUUGGUGCGUUUCUUCGCUUGCCCCAGUAAGGCCACCUUCUCCCGCAACAUCAUGAACCUGAUCGACAUCGUGGCCAUCAUCCCCUACUUCAUCACCCUGGGCACCGAGCUGGCCGAGAGGCAGGGCAACGGACAGCAGGCCAUGUCCCUAGCCAUCCUGAGGGUCAUCCGGCUGGUGCGGGUCUUCCGAAUAUUCAAACUCUCCCGCCACUCCAAGGGGCUGCAGAUCCUGGGGCAGACCCUCAAGGCCUCCAUGAGGGAGCUAGGGCUCCUCAUCUUCUUCCUCUUCAUCGGGGUCAUCCUUUUCUCCAGCGCUGUCUACUUCGCGGAGGCAGACGACCCUUCUUCUGGGUUCAGCAGUAUUCCCGAUGCCUUCUGGUGGGCAGUGGUGACCAUGACCACUGUAGGUUAUGGGGAUAUGCACCCGGUGACCAUCGGGGGCAAGAUUGUGGGAUCGCUGUGUGCCAUCGCUGGUGUCCUGACAAUUGCCUUGCCGGUGCCAGUGAUUGUUUCCAAUUUCAACUACUUCUAUCAUCGAGAGACAGAGGGUGAAGAGCAAGCCCAGUAUAUGCACGUGGGGAGCUGCCAGCAUCUCUCCUCUUCAGUUGAAGAGCUAAGGAAAGCUCGGAGUAAUUCGACUCUGAGUAAGUCGGAAUACAUGGUGAUCGAGGAGGCGGGUAUGAACCAUAGCACCUUUCCCCCAGCCCCCUUCAAAACGGGCAACUCCACGGCCACCUGCACCACGAACAAUAAUCCCAACUCGUGUGUCAACAUCAAAAAGAUCUUCACCGAUGUUUAAUACAUGAUACAAGUGACAUGCUAUGCUUAGUAUUGUGUGGAACGUGCCCCAUUGGUCUGUGUAUGCCCUCGUUUUUUAUACAUUUCCAGACCAUUCAUCCAGAGAAGAAUAUGGAAAACACACUUCCUUCAUCUACCCCUCCCCUGUCCCAUGUUGCUUCGUGCCGAAACAGGUGUCUAUUGCAAAUGGGCUGCGUUUCCUCUGCUUCCCAUUUUCCCCCCCUUUUAAUCUUGCAAAUAGCGGAAGUGCUGUUUGUUGCUUUUAGUUUUGAUUUCUAAUUCUCUCUAAAACAAUGAAACGUGUAGGUGGGGAGGGGAAUUAAAAAGUGCUUUUAGGAUAACUGGUUUAACUACAUAAUUAAAGGCAGUUUUUUCUUUACCAGUCAGUGGGAGGACCUUCUAGCAUCGUUUAUUGUGCUUGUAGGUGAAUUGCCUAACCUAAGGGAUAGGUCAAUUAAAUUCUAAUUAGUGCAAUGAUUUGUAAAUCCAUUGUAAAUUUAUUCAGUUCCUAUCAGAACUCUCCUUUUGAAAUCCCGCUCCCAGAAUUACAUAUGAGUCUAAAAUUUCUGAAGAAAAUGCUUUCUUCGAUUCAAGAUUGAAUGAUUUGACUAACUGUAGUUUAACCCUGUGGACUGCUUAAGUAUUUCGAAAGCUUUAGGUUUAACAUUAAAUCAUUGUGAUGAAUUUCUGUGCAAACACCCCCCCCUUCGCCAAAAAAACCAUUCGUAGUCUAGAAACAGAGAUGUUUUCAGUGCUGCUGAGAGAAGCGAGAGAUUUUUUUCCCCCUUUAAUGCAUCUGAAAGAUAAGCUUCUGCAAUAUCACAAGAAGAUUAAAGUGACAGACACCCCUUCCAGCGGAAGUUACUAAUUCGGACCUGAGUGAUGCAGUUCCUAUAGCAACCGUCGUUUCCUGGGAAACCCGAAAAAGGUUGUCAUGGCAUCUUUCUCUAGCCCCACCCCCUGCUUCCCCUUGCUGUUUCCACGGUAACCUUUUCCAGAUGGUUCCUCCUUACAUGAUUUCACAGGAAAACCGCUGUUUGAGUAAACCGCACAAAGAAAGUUAAUCCUAGUUAAUCCGAGGUGUGGGAACUAGUGAUCAUCAAACUUUUGUGUGAAAAACACAAAAAUCACUGGAGUCAUCCUAAUAACCACUGAAUCAAGAAAGAAAAUUAUCAUCUUUGGAAUGUUAGCUGCAUAAGUCACCGCGAGACACGUCCUGAAUCAAAACACCUGUUAAUAGACAAUAACGUUAAAAGACACUGCCUCCAGUUUUCCCUCCUCAAGAAAUUUCUGGCAGUUUAUUGCUUCCGAUUCUGAUGCAAAUUAAAGAUUCAAUUAGUGCACCUUAAAAACUUAAAAUGACCUCCAGAGUUCUCUUAAAGAAAGAAAUUACUCAGACCCCAACAACAAUUAACAUUGCUGCACAACUGUGGAAGAGCUAGCUAAAACUUUAAAAUGCAAAACAUUCACGUUUUAAUGGGGAAAAAAUAAAGACAAUUGAUUAAGAGGAGGGACAGGAAGUAACCAAACCUUGGGGAAAAUACCUGCCUGUUUCAACUACAAGCCAGGGGUUGCCAGACAGCAGAUAGAAUCAGGUGAGCUUUGUGUUGUCUGUUAAGAACAGUAAGUUUGUACAGGGAAUCGGACAAACACUUCUCAUCCCCAGAUUGCAAUGUCAUUUGAAGAACAAAUAGUAUUUCACAAAUAUAUUUUUCCUUAGAACUCUGGUUAUCAUAAUGCUUCAUUUCCAUUGGUAUCAAAUGUACACUGGCACAUUACCUUUGACCUGAAUUCUCUAUUAUGAAAAGAGGAUUGAAAAUUACUCUUCAUAUACCAUUUAACUCAUGCUGUGUUGAAAUUACUCUUUCCAAAAACUUGCUAAUUAAUUCACAUAGUUUUAUAACAACCAAUCUCCUUUUGCAAAGAUAGGAGACAAUAAUCUUAUUUUGAUAUAAUUGGUCUAAUUUUUAUUUCCAGAGCAUUACAGUAAUAGAAAAUACUAGUACUGUCCAUGACACUGGAACUAGAGUGCUAAUUACAUUUAAGUCAUAAUAACAUUUCAUUUUUAAAAGGUAAAAAAGGAUCUUUUUUUCUCCAGAAGCUAAUUUAUUCUUUUAUGUAGUCUGAAAGCUAACCUUUUAAUACAGUAGUUGGUGUUAUUUAACCAGGAGGAUUAAAUGUCAUUUAUUUCUUUACAUUGAAGACAUUGACCAUUAAAGUGAAGAGAUUUUUUCCCCUCUUUUCAUACUGGAAAAUGACAUUCUAUCUUAAAAUUGUGAUUUUUUUAUCAUAGAAUAGUCUUUUUUUUGCUUUAUCACUAUAUUUUUCUAUUCAUAAAAUAUUUUCAGGGAGAAAGAAGUGUACCUUAUUCCACCAGUGGGAUGUUAUUUAAAAGGAUACAAUGGGAAUAUUGCUGGGGAGAGAAGCUUGUCAAGUGGGGUUGAUGCUAAGCAGUAUUGACAAUGGAGAUAAAAUGUAAUUUCAUUUGGCUUCUUCUAUGAACCUAUCCUUAGUGUCAGCAUUUCUUUAUGUCCUUCAAUGCAUCAGUAGAGUUCAGCUACUUAAAUGUUUCCUAGGCAACUCAACAGAAUGCCCCUUAUGCUGAUGUUUAACCUGUUAUCUAAAGUUAUUGCAUCUUGAAUGACUAGAUAUUUUCACAAUAACUCAUUUUUAGUAGUAAUUUGUUGGAAAUACUGUAGGAAUGACAGUGUUAGAAUUGUUUUUACAUACUAAAUAAAAGGCCUUAUAAAUAUAAAGAUAAAUAAA